Messenger RNA from Lycium ferocissimum, 1506 nucleotides. RefSeq lists its product as uncharacterized. The transcript is spliced from 2 exons. Bases 95 to 715 code for a protein of 206 amino acids. The record is from RefSeq and is a predicted model, not a curated record. Lineage: Eukaryota; Viridiplantae; Streptophyta; Magnoliopsida; Solanales; Solanaceae.
UCAAAAAAUCUCAAGUGCUUUUGUCAAUGAUUAUCGCGGUGCCUCAUUAGUUGAAGGACUCCGAUGUUGGCGGAUUUGUGUGUUAUCCAGGUCUAUGUCCUGUGCCACUUUCCCUCCUGUUACACCUAAUGUGAAGAAACUCUUUGCCGAUGAUUACAGGACUUGGUGGUCGAAAACACAUGGAAAUUUUCUUGAUGACUAUUUCCAAUAUUUGGUGGAUGCAGCUGGGCCAAUCUCUAACGCGCUUUUAGAGGGUACACAUCAAGGAUGCACCAUUGCAGCCCCAAAGGCUGAUGAUUCUUUCCUUCCGGAGGUCAUAUUGACCGAGAAAUGCAAAGGCAAGGGGUCUCAGUUACUCAUAAAAGCUCCAACAGAAUGUUUGGAUGAUCAAGGCCACCAAGGUGGCAGAAGCUCAUUUCUGCUGAGUAAGGCUGCUCAAGCUUCUAACAAGAGAUCAUCUCGAGGCGAGAGUGAUAGCAGUUAUGAAGAUCGUUGUUGGAGGAAAGUGAGGUCACGUUCAGAAAAAUUGGAAGAUACCAAUUUGGCAGUGGUCAAGAUUCCUGACAGCGUUGAUAGUCCUUCGAGGACCGUGACAACUCUUAUUAGAAAGCCAAAUAGUGUUGGAGCAUUACGACGGGGAAAGUCAACGGAGAGCGGUGAGUCUGUUUCUGGUCCGGACCUAAUAAAAUCCUCUUCCAUAGCAAAGGAAGAAUAGGGGACAACUUCUAUUUUUCGUGAUAAAGUGAAAGAAAAGUUGAGUUCCGACUUGCAUAAACGUACAACAGCUACAGUAUCCGUAUUUGACGGAAAGAAGGUUGUCCUGAACUAUAGAAAGAUGUUUAUUUCUAAUCUUUGGGUUGUGAUUCGAGAUAAGCUUUCCGGAAGUGAUGUAGACAGGGCUUCCUCUCUUGAAGAAGAAAUCCAAGUGAUUCUCAAGGAUAUGGAUGGAAAGGAUGUGGAUGUUUCCCCUUUGAUGAAUUUAUUGAAGUCGUUUUUUGAGCUUGCAGCUUCGUACGACCAGGCACGGUCAGACCUACAUGAUAAGGACAUGGAAGCUGCCAGAAAAGAAAUAUUUAUAGCAGCUGGAGAGCAUCUUUCAAAUGCCAUGUUUGAAGAACAUGAGAAGGUCGAAAGAGCUUCGUCUAUCCGUCAAUCUCUAGAUGAGGUGCGAGAGAAGUUAGAAAAGCUGCGCGCAAAGGAGAAGAAGUUAGAACUCCUCCUAGAAGCCACCGAGAAGGAAGUCGAAGAAGCUAAAUUGAGGGCCUUGACUGCUGGAAAGGAGUUCGACGCGUGCCAUGAUGUAGACUUGUCGAAUGCCAACGACUCAAUUGACUUAGAGCAGAAGAAGGGGCGCCCGGAAGCUAUGCGCCAAGACUUAAUCAAUUACAAAUUGUGUUUAGAUUAGUCUAUAGAAUGUAUUUCAAUUGCUCUCUUUCUCUUUUUCUUGCCUUUGAUUGAUUAGUGGAUGUUAUUAUCAGAAAUAAAGACUUCGUCUAUUUUGUUUUA